UCGCAAACCUCACGUCCACCCCGAUAAAAGUCUUCGUUUAAGAUUGGAGCCAAAUUGAGAGAGCGUUUGGCUCUUGCUACAGAAGAAGGACGUUUCCAUUUGUUUAUAAAGUCGUUCCAGAGCACACUGAAAAAUAAACAUCCCACACAGCAAACGGACGAAAGACACAUAGCACAGCAACACCUCCGGACGAUCACUACACGAACUAGUGUUAUACAGCGCAGCGCGUAAGAGAAUUUCAAUGGAACGCCGGCAUUUUUUCCUGAGCCCAUUCGUGGAUGUCAAGACUCACUCCGUACAUCUUCCACCCUACCCACCACUAUCUCCCGGAAUAAAGCAACCGGUUUCUCCGAUUCCCCGAGUUCCAGUCACCAAACCUGGUUCAUCUUACAGAAUCGACGACAUUCUAAGCAAACCAGACCCGCAUCCUCCAGUAAGCAUGCCCACGACCGUUCACUUCAGAUCAUAUCCUUCCUUACCACAGCGCCGGUACGGCUAUGGACCAAACGUAUCUUAUCUCUGGAGUAACAUGUUACAAUCUCAGUGGCGAGAAAGGUUCAACGCGGCUCAAGUCCAUUCGGCCUGCAGUGACAGAGAGACGGACGGCAAACGGAAACAUACUCGACCAACGUUUAGCGGACAUCAAAUAUUCGCGCUGGAAAAAACCUUCGAACAGACAAAAUACCUGGCCGGGCCUGAGCGCACAAGGUUAGCCUAUUCCCUUGGAAUGACAGAGAGCCAGGUAAAGGUUUGGUUUCAGAACCGUAGAACGAAAUGGCGCAAGCGCCACGCCGCGGAAAUUGGCGCGAAAAAAACACACGAAGACGAUGAAUCCGCCGAUGGCGCCCAAAUCGUUGAUGUCCACGAAAGGCAGAGAAGUCCUUCGCCGGAUAACGAACGGUGUUAAUAGGCAGCAAGCAACUUACGUAAAGAUAAGGAAGAGAAACAUUUACAAUCUGUGAUAUGUUAGGAACGAAGGAAACAAAAAAUACCCCCAGGGAGUCGAUCGAGGACAAAUAUAUUUCAAUCUGGAACUCUUGGAAAGUAAACUUUUGUAAUUCUUUCGCAAGAUGAAAAGCUUAUCCAGGGUUCACAACCCUUAUGAAGGCGUCAGAUGAGAAUACAUAAUAAUAGGCCAUAAAUAUAAUUAUGUCAUAGUUUUUAUUGCAAAUGAUGAACUGCUAAAUCUCGAUAAAGUAUCAAGAGAAAUUUCUAAAUGAAGUGUGAUUGGAAAUCAUUCUGACCCAAAAUUUGAAAACCCACUCCUUAAAAGAAUUUCUUCUGAAUUCGUUCUGCUCAAAGUUGCUGUGAUGUGUUAUGUGUUUUGGUAGCUUUCCACAGGAUACAAAUUGCUCAACAACUUUAAUUUUUAAUGGCAUCGCUUGGGUGUAAUUUCAGUUUGUCAGGUUUUCCAUAUAAAUGGCUCUGGUUUUUUCAGUGCAAAAAAAAAUUAUCAACUCUUUUAUUAUUUUUUUUUUUUUUGAGAAAAAUUUGAGCGUGCCUUUCCUGUGUAUCCAUGUUUUGUUUUCAACUUUUAAUCGCCAUCUAUUGAAUCAUGCUGUUUGCUAUGAACCAGCUGAGUCUACGCAAUGUAAACCAACGAAAAACCAUAUCGAAGGCUUCAUGAAUAGAUUUUCUCAAACUCUCUGCCCUUGUAAGAGCAAUGCAACUGGUUUGAAAACAUUCAUGAAUUCCGUGUUAACCUUCACGAAUCCGCCUUGCCCUAAAUGAUAUAGUUAAAUAAUUUAACGAGACUUCCUUCGGCCAACCACGAAGAAUAAACAGCUUUCGAAAUUGCUAAUAAUGAUUCAGUCAGAAAGUGAACACUGGCCAAUGCCUUUUAACACACUCCUCAAGUUCUGGUGGCUUGUUUGUUUACGGGUUAUUACAAGCAGGUGGUGAUAACCAACCGUCCAUACAUUAUUGUGAUUUACGAAUAACGUUACCCUGCCCAUGUUUCACUAAAUAUUUUAAAGUGUAAGUCACCGUAAGACAAUUGAAUCCAGCCACAAACUUACACAUAGAGAUAAUGAUACGCGAGACAAUCUUCCCUCAAAAUAUUACGGAACUCUACCACCAUAAAAUAUACGGCCUUCCAAUGAAUUUAAUUCCCGAGUGGGCCGAUAUCGAAGUUUUCGUUUCAUUGUCACUUCAGUCAAAAGAUUCUUAUGCUUGUAUUCUUUGAAGUGCCUGUAAAACGGCAUUUUCCGACAAUUAUUCAUGAGACAUGCCUAGUCGUACGCAUAGCAAUUAGAAAUGUUUGUAUUGGCAUUUAUGUUCCAAGACGGAAGUUUUACAUUAUGCUUGCCUUUUUAAGUUAACAUAAUAAACUCCUAUGCGAUGAGUCUUAGUCUAUAAAAGAUAAAACACGGUUCCUUUUCGAAGGAUUCUCGAAAUAAUCUUCUGUUUACGAUUGGUACAUUUAAAACUAGUUGGCAGACUCCAUUUCUUAAUUGUCACCUCAGAAGCUUUUUCAAACCAAAGCGGGAGAUAUAAAUGUGCAGUUUUUAAUUGCAUGGUAUCACUUUAAUUUAUAGCGGCAAUAAUGACCUGUCUGUCGACAUCGUUAGGGAGAAAAGAAUUGAGAUUAAAUCGUAAUUAAAAUU
Stylophora pistillata is the source of this 2606-nucleotide messenger RNA. Its product is annotated as homeobox protein Nkx-6.1. NCBI's taxonomy places the organism in Eukaryota, Metazoa, Cnidaria, Anthozoa, Scleractinia, Pocilloporidae. Gene Ontology annotation, molecular function: DNA-binding transcription factor activity, RNA polymerase II-specific; RNA polymerase II cis-regulatory region sequence-specific DNA binding. The record is from RefSeq and is a predicted model, not a curated record. Gene Ontology annotation, cellular component: nucleus. Gene Ontology annotation, biological process: regulation of transcription by RNA polymerase II; cell differentiation.